Molecule: messenger RNA, 639 nt
Organism: Pleurotus ostreatus (oyster mushroom)
Lineage: Eukaryota; Fungi; Basidiomycota; Agaricomycetes; Agaricales; Pleurotaceae
Exons: 6
Coding region: 1-639 (212 amino acids)
Source: RefSeq, a predicted model, not a curated record
AUGCUCCAGCAAAGGGAAAAGAUGCAGCCAAAGCGUGCCAACGAGGGGGGAAGGAAGCUGCUGAUGGGGAUGACCAGCAGAACAAUAUACGCAAAUAGUAGCCUGGACGGCCUUUUGGACGCAUUGAGUAAGAGCCAGUUCCGCUGUCUCUUUGAACCCGUGAUAUCCAUCCUGCAUAUAGAAUCGAACGCGAAGAAAAACAACGGCAAAUCAAGUGGAUUCACCACAGAAAAGCAGGAAAUCUUCACGCAAUGUCGAGCCAAUGCUACAGAAGUGUCUCGGAAGGGGAUCAAGCACCUGGAUGCAGCGAAACAGCAUUUGGAGGAGCUCCGAAAUCAGGAAAUUGGUCUCGAUAAGAAGAUCGAAGACAUGAAGUUGAUGUGGGAAGCGAAUGGUUCCAACCUGAAAGCGGUCCUGCAAGUACAUCCAGCUCUAGUCGAAGAUCUCUUUCCAAGAAGGAAAGCGGAAACAAGCGCCGCGGCGGACCGACUAGACGAACAUAAAGUUGAGCGUGAAGGAUCGCUGAAGACGUUCUUGAAGCAUGCGAACACACAUCUUUCGAGAGGGAGGGAACAUGAAAAGAUAGCGACUGACGCUCGGGCACUAAUUAAGAAUUACAAGGCCUUGUUGACAGGUUGA